GACCUUUCUGCCUUGACAGCUCGAUUAAUAGUCAAAUAUCGAUAUACCGAAUACAUAAACAUCUUUAUACUUUCCUUACUGAGGCUUUACUUUAGAAAAAGAACCCAUUCCAAACCGAAUUGCCUCAGGAAUAUGGAAGAUACACAAAUGGACGAGGGCAACGUAGCCCUCGAUACCCCAGCAACCGACGUCUUCGUACCGCCCUCCAUCCACAAGCCCGCCACUCUCGCUGGCGAAACAUACACGCACUUCUCUCCCGUCCCUCCCUCUCUCCUCCCCGAAGCCCAAGACCAAAACCCAUCAUCCACCACCGACGGAACGCCCUCACAAACCGGGCCCCCCUGCGUCCUCGGCGUCGACGAAGCCGGGCGCGGCCCCGUCCUCGGGCCCAUGGUGUACGGGGUCUUCUACCUCCCCCUCGACCAAUCCGACCCUCUCCUAAAGCAAACGCACCACUUCGACGACUCCAAGGUCCUCACACCCGCCGUCCGAUCCUCGCUCAUGCAAACCCUAUGCACGGCCUCGAGCGACCUGCACUCGUCCUGCGGCUGGGCCGUAUCCUGCCUAUCAGCGCGAGACAUCGGCUCCAACAUGCUGCGCCCGAGCACCUCCGCAGCAUACAACCUCAACGCGCAAGCGCUCGACGCGACCAUAACCCUAAUCCAAGGCGUCCUGGAGCGCGGCGUCAACGUGCGCGAGAUCUACGUCGACACCGUCGGCCCCCCCGCCACGUACCAGGCGAAGCUCGCGCGCGUCUUCCCCGGGACCCGGAUCACCGUCGCCAAGAAGGCCGACAGCCUGUACCCGUGCGUGAGCGCGGCCAGCGUGUGCGCGAAGGUGACGCGGGACGCCGCGCUCGAGGUCCUCUACGAGGCGCGCGCGGCGGCCGGGCUAGCGGAGAAGGGAAACUCGGCCGCCGACGCGGAGGAGGCCGAGGAGCUGAGCUGGGGCUCAGGGUACCCGUCCGAUGCGCGGUGCGUGGCCUGGCUGCGGCGGAACAUGCACCCCGUCUUCGGCUGGGGCCCCGAGUGUCGGUUUAGUUGGGGCACGGCGAAGGAUAUGUUGGAGGCGAAGGGUGGUGUUAAGGUCGAGUGGCCCGUAGAUGAGGAGGAUGAGAAUAGCCGACUUACCGAUUACUUCGCUGAUAAGGAUAAAGAUGUAGACGAAUUAGGGACGUGGUUUGGAACACCCGCGGGUCUAGAGGCUUUUUGAGUAUAAAAAUCUAAAACGUUAAGACGACAUUAUUGCAUAAGCAUGGAUCACGGCGUCUGGACGGGGGCAAUUGUUGAAAAUCAGUAUCUAUUGAUUAGGGAAUUAUCCGAUGGGAAGUGCCUU
Molecule: messenger RNA, 1335 nt
Organism: Annulohypoxylon truncatum
Lineage: Eukaryota; Fungi; Ascomycota; Sordariomycetes; Xylariales; Hypoxylaceae
Product: ribonuclease H2 subunit A
Exons: 1
Coding region: 133-1212 (359 amino acids)
Biological process (GO): mismatch repair; DNA replication, removal of RNA primer
Cellular component (GO): ribonuclease H2 complex
Molecular function (GO): RNA binding; RNA-DNA hybrid ribonuclease activity
Source: RefSeq, a predicted model, not a curated record